AUGGAGGCAUCCACUAGCCUUGUCGACGCGACGGCUGGAUUCCAAAGCGCAGCCAACGUCCGCUGCCGGGUGCCAGAAGGACUGUCCCUGGGUACGUGGGAGGUCGGCCUUGUCAACUACGACUCGCCCUUCGUGCUUGCGCAGAAUUUUGUGCCGUUCCAGGUCCUACAGAUUUCCAUCGUGGGCAGAGUCUCGCCGAAUGCCACCUCCAUGGGCAGCAACACUCCGCUAGUUUUGUACGGAGGGCCCUUGGGAGCGCUGCUGCGCGAGACUGAGGGCUCGAGGUGCGUCUUCCGGCCAGAAGGGUUCUCAGAAGAGGCAGAGGCUGCACCCUGGGUCCUUGACAGCCAGCGGGUUGCUUGCUUUCCACCCGCAAUUCCCGGGCUGCCUGGCGGUCGCAAGGUUGGCGUUACUUUGCGGAUUCACGGCAUGGCUCUACCGUCCGAGGCCACCUUCCUCCUCUUCCCCGAGCGGCGCCUUACGGCGGCUCCGCUUCAAGGCCAAGCUUCGAACAUCAGGGUCCAGGUAGGGCUGGUCGGUGAGGAGAUCGGUCACCAGAUGCCACCUGUCAGCCUCCUCGCGCAGAAUACGCAGUUCCAGGGUCCUGCGCAAGUGAAACUCUGGGUGACGCCUACUGCCUACGACCCGCCACAUGCGGAGAGCGUCGUCAACUCGACUGCUUUGGGGAUUAUCGACAUCCCCAUUACUGCGCUUGGGCUCUUGCUGAGCGCUCCUGUGGUGGACUACUCCGUCACGUAUCCUCCGGGGAUGCUGUUCAGCACCUACUUCAUUGACCCCACCGAGGGAGCUGCAGAAGCCUGGGGCCUGCUCGUUCGGGGCGCGGCAUCUGUCGAGGUCUCUCCAUCCAUGCUCCUAGCGACGCCGAAAGUGACCUCUGUCUAUCCGCGCAUGGUGCCGUGGCUUGACCGCAGCCAGCGAGCAGUAGAGCUCGACGAGGAUCCAAGCUUGCUGAUCGUGGGCCUGGGCUUCGUGAACACGAACUUGCUCCGAUGCCGGCUCGUCGACACGUUUGGCCACGCCAUCGCUUCGCCCUACGCCUCCUUCAUCAGCUCCACGCAGGUGCGCUGCGGCCUUCCUCCCUUCGAGCUGCCAGGAAGCUCCAACGUGAAGAUUGAGGUGUCGAAUGAUGGGACCGAGUGGUCCACGGAGAGCUUCGAGGUCUACAUUGUCUCUGCGCUCGAGCUCCGCAAGGCCACUUGUUCUCCGAUCAGUCAGUUGGAGUUUGAAGUCGGCCAGCGGAAAAGAAAGAGCCUUGUCAAGGCUGACGGGAAUGGAGCCCUUUUCUUGCAUCCUGUUUCGAAAACCAGGGGCUCGGCUGCUGAGAUCAUACUGGCGCACCAUGAGCUCGGAUGUCAUAGAAUUGCACGGCUCAUAAAGAAGGUUUUCCUGCCGGUUGAUUACCCGUCGUCUGUCACCAAGAGCUACGUGCACUUCAUCUGGUUCACUGCCUGCCAGCUGCUCCUUUGCCACAUGUCGAAAGUCAUCGCAACGCAGGCCAUGCUCCUGGCUGUGGGUGUUGGCGGUCGUGAGAUGGUUCCCAUGGCAGCAGUCACGGCCUGGGUCUUGAAGGAUGGCAUCGGGCAUCUCUUGGCCAUCCUUGUCGGAACCUUUAUCAACAAGCGCUUCGACUCAGAUCCGAAGCGUUUUCGCUUCCAUGCCACAGCCUUGGCUAAGACCGCUGACCUUAUCUGUAUCCUGACGCUGCAGUGGCCCGAAUACUUCUUCGCUCUCUCGGCCCUGGGCGGUGCCUUGGGGCGCUUGAGCAUGAACACGGGCCAGGCCUCGCGUCCGAGGGUCUUCGAGACUUUUGCCAGAGCCAACAAUCUCGGCGAUAUCAUGCGCUGUAACACCGCACAGAUGACUGCAGCAGAGCUUCUGGGGACCGGCUUGGGUGCUGGCCUGGGACGAUUUCUUGGCACAGAGGUCCACCUGAUGAUGUGUGCCAGCACUGUUCUGGCCUUAGCCUCCUUGACAUGUUGCUACCAUGCCACGUGCCGUGUCCAGCUGAAGUCGUUGAAUCGCCAGCGUGCCGAGUUGGUGCUGGAGCCAGCAGUGCACCAUAUCUGCGCCAGCUUGAGCAUACCUAAUCAAAAGGGGUCUUUAGGAAGCGAUGGGAUGGAUCCACAGAGUCAAAACAAGAGCCCAGCCACAAAGGCUGUGCUCGUUCCCUCUGUAGAGGAGAUCAGAGACCGCGAGGCCUUUGUUCGUCCAUACAGGUCAGCAGGGUGUAUGCACUUGGACGUGAACCCCAUGCUUGAAACCUCGUGCCAGCUCCUCAUUCCUCUCGACUCAGCAGCACGAUAUGUCUUGGGCUACUGCAGAAGGCGACUGGCGCUAUGGUACCACAUGGAGGCAACAGCCCCAGACGUGCUGAAGGGCUUCCUCCAGUCUCAGCUGCUGCUCAAGUUGGCGGAGAAGGAUGGUAGCAAGGAUGGGGAGCUCGCCAAGCUGAGCCUUCUGGCCGCCGACCUCUCCGAGCUGUGGUGGCCAUUGGUGCAUGCAGCACUGCUGGCCGAAGGGUGGGAGACAGAGUUAGUGUUUCUGGAUGCAAAAGAGAAGCGAAUUUGCAUCGAGGACUCUGCACCUUCUCAGGUGAUUUGCUGA
Symbiodinium sp. CCMP2592 is the source of this 2625-nucleotide messenger RNA. The record is from the annotation of a GenBank genome assembly. NCBI's taxonomy places the organism in Eukaryota, Dinophyceae, Suessiales, Symbiodiniaceae.